CGAUAAUCAAUUUGCGACAGCUGUAUGGAUUAUUAGCAGGGAAAAAAAAAUCUUGAACCCCAUCUCCAUGUAUUUCUUCUAACAUUACAAUCAAGACGAAAUGGUGCUCCAAGAGAAAACAGAAGGGCUCGACAAUUUCCUUCAGCUUCUUGAAAAGCAUAAAGAAAAGAAGACAAUUAUUGCUCUAUUCUGCGGAGGGAAGAACAGUAGUGACGGAGUAAGCUGGUGUCCCGAUUGUGUUUCUGCGGAACCGAUCAUUGAAAAAGGUCUAGCAGCAGCAGCACCAGAGGAUGCCGUCUUCAUCUAUUGCUCUGUAGGAGACAGAACAAGCUGGAAGGACCCAAACAAUGCUUAUCGCACACAUCCUAAACUGCAACUAAAAGGUGUUCCUACUUUACUGCAAUGGGACACGCCAAAGAAACUAGGCGAGAAAGACUGUUCCAACGCUGAUCUGGUCCAGAUGUUCUUCGAAGAAGACUGAUCAAGAUAGAUUCUCUAGGCCCAGGAAAUGGAAUCAACUAGUAAAAUCAACAUAUUGCCUUCAGAUUUGUGCAUACCUGAAGUACUUGGUUCGCUCUUAUAUGACAGUCUAAUUGUUGAACACUUUGGCAACAGUAUGACAACAACAAAAAAAAUCACAGUUUUUGCUGUAUACUUUUCAAUAGAUGUCCACUCAUUUAUUGUCAGUUUAGGCACAUGUCUUUUGAAUACCGGUAGAGAAAUAUAUGGGUGUUGCCAAUUUGAAGACGAAAUGUGGAGAAGAUCUUUAAAUUUCAAGAAAGUCCCAGGUAAUUACUUUGAUAAAAGACUAAACCUCAUAAACUUUGGGUACCGGUAUGUAGAUUCAAUUUCUAACACUUCAAAUUCAGACAAUUUGUACUGCUGGUACUGUACAAGUCCGACAGAAACUUUUGCGAUCCUGAAAUAUUUGUGAAAAUCAAGAGUGGUUCAGAUUCACAAAGUUUCAUGCUGCUAAUUAAUUGAAGCACAAAUGAUGGAACACUAGAUGUUUGUAUUUUUUAAAAGGUUCUUAAAUAUAAUAUAAAUGGCCAUCCUUAACAAUUUGAGAAAGUUUUAUGACAUUUAAUUCUCUGAUUUUACAGUACAAAUAUAACGGAAAUCUUGGUUAAAAACUUAAAAUGAAGCACAGUGGUGAAGCAUUGGUUUUUAAACUGGGAGCUUCCAGAUUUUAAAAACAAGUGCCGUUUGGUCCAGAAUCAGCCUCCAAAUACGAAUUGGACUCAAAGCCACACAGGUCAAUUGGUUGUUUAUCUACUUGCACAAUUUGCACAUUCUUGCAUGCUUACCAGUCAAAUACAAACGGUCAGUCAAUCACUCAUUACCCCGUAGCAGCAAAGUAUUAAGUUUGCUCUUUUACGCAUCAAGGUGUUUUUUUUCUUCCUGCUAGUUGAUGAUUUAAUAGAAAGUGAAAAGAAUAUGCCAUGAUAUAUUUUGGCUGAGAAAUGUGUGUAAUCAAAGUUUAAAUUGCAGUUUUUCAUUCAGCUUAUUGCCAUGAUAAACAUACAAUUGCUUCCUUUCCUUUUAUUUCAGGUAUUAUAGAAUAUUUUACUUGUUGUAAUGGUAUAGUUUUCUACUGUUAUGAAUAACUGGAUACAGCUAUUAUUGCCUUCUUUAAUUAUAUCGCUAUGUAAAAAUACUACACAUUUACUAAAAUAUUAUUGUUAAGGGAAGCUGUUAGAAAAACAAAUAGAAAAUGACAUGUGAGUGAAAAUGAAUUAUUACCCAAUUUGUGAAAAGAAAAAAAAUGCAUGGAAAAGUGUGAUCCCUAGUAAUAUGUUCCAAUAUAUUUUUUAAAGGUAAUUACAAUAUCACACAGUACUGACUUAUCAUGUAUAUUAAUCUGAUUCUUUUGCUAGCUAAUUUCUGUUACAGAACCAGAGUUGAUGAUUUUUCUCAGAGGUAUAGAUGUAAAUACAGGUUUAAAACUUGUUGGCAACUACUCAACAACUGAUUUUUGUUUGUUUGUUGUUUUUGUUAUUGUCAGACAUUCCACAAAACUCUGAAUGUCUCUUGUGGGAAGAUACAAGCUUUUUUUUGUAAAGUCCUUGUAUAUAUUUCAAUUAUAUUGCAUUUAAAUUUUUUACAUGACAGUCAAGUAUUGUAUGUUAUCCAAAAAAGGAAAAUAUAAAGAAUAUAGAAAAUAUUUCACUUCAUGCUGUUUUGUGUAACCGUAUACUCUCCUGCAACAUAUACACCAUCAUACAGUCAAGGAUAUGAGGUUUAUGAACUUUUAUAAAAAAUGUUUCAUCAUUAUC
Messenger RNA from Strongylocentrotus purpuratus (purple sea urchin), 2276 nucleotides. It is a transcript of the gene txndc17, whose product is annotated as thioredoxin domain-containing protein 17. NCBI's taxonomy places the organism in Eukaryota, Metazoa, Echinodermata, Echinoidea, Camarodonta, Strongylocentrotidae. Gene Ontology annotation, molecular function: protein-disulfide reductase [NAD(P)H] activity. The transcript has 4 exons. Gene Ontology annotation, cellular component: cytosol. The coding region runs from base 101 to 481 and encodes 126 amino acids. The record is from RefSeq and is a predicted model, not a curated record.